Vicugna pacos (alpaca) is the source of this 937-nucleotide messenger RNA. It is a transcript of the gene SPMIP8, whose product is annotated as sperm microtubule inner protein 8. The record is from RefSeq and is a predicted model, not a curated record. NCBI's taxonomy places the organism in Eukaryota, Metazoa, Chordata, Mammalia, Artiodactyla, Camelidae.
GCACACAGUAGGUGCUCAAUAACUGUUGGACAAGUAGACAAAUCAGCACUGGCCAAGGUUGUGUUCCCACAAGGUUGUGUCUCUGCCCCUAGCCAUGGCCCGCAUCAUCGACCUGGUGCCCUGGGAGGAUGGCUCCACCCACGUGUACGCAUCCCCGGCCAUCCUGCUGCCCAUGGAGCGGCAGCGCAACCAGCUGGCUGGUGUGAAGCAGCAGCUCUACCACCCGGCCCUGCCCAGCCUGCGACGCAUGGACAUGGACUCCGUCAGGGCCUGCCUUUCCGACGAGCACUGCCAGUCCACCACGUACUGCCACAAAGAUGACUUUGACAAUGCCCACUUCACACUCCUUGGUGUCCCCAACAAACCCCUGCAGUGUUUGGACAUCACGGCGACCGGCCAGAGGCUCCGAAACAGGUGCCGCGAGGGAAAGCUGGCGCCUAUCGCUCCGGGCAUCAAUCGGGUUGACUGGCCCUGCUUCACGCACGCCAUCGAGGACUGGUCCCGCUUCGUGUCCUCUGCCGGCGAGUUCAAGCUGCCCUGCCCGAGCAAGAGGGGUUGGUCUACGGGCGCGGAGGAUGCCCUAGGGCGGGAGAGAUAACGGAGGUGCUGGGUCCCUCGAGCCCGGACCUCGGACCGGAGGCUUCGCGGGGUGGGCUGCGUCAAAGACAGGGCGGGGAAGCUAAGAGCAGCUGGACACUCAGGGGAGGGAGACAGACGGACUGAGGCUCACAGAGGCGGGGCUUGUCUUGGGGAGGGGGCGGCACCAGGUCCGAGCCGGGGGAGCCAGUGGGGCGGAGGCGGAGGGCAGGUUUGGUUCUGGGACUGGAGCUGCACUGUCCGGAGGCGGGACCAGUUCUAGCACCAGGCGUGGGGCUUGGCUUGAUCUAGGGGCGGGGCUCAGGUAAAGGAGGGGCGGGGCUUGCUCUGGGCGGGCUGG